Dovyalis caffra is the source of this 774-nucleotide messenger RNA. Lineage: Eukaryota; Viridiplantae; Streptophyta; Magnoliopsida; Malpighiales; Salicaceae. The record is from the annotation of a GenBank genome assembly.
AUGAAGGGAAGGUGCGUCCAUAAUGAAAUGUGCGAGGGUGGACAGGCUUUGAAUAAGAUUAAUGGAGCUAUUAGCUUGACCUGCAAUGAGGGGGUCUUGAGUCAAAUUCCUUAUGGAACCACUGAAAUUGUCCUUGUUCGUCAUGGGGAGACCAAUUGGAAUGCUGCUGGAAGGAUUCAGGGACAACUUGAAUCAGAGUUGAAUGAAGUGGGGCAAAAACAAGCAGUUGCAAUAGCAGAGAGAUUAGCCAAAGAAUUGAAGCCAACAAUUGUUUACUCGUCUGAUCUCAAGCGAGCCAGAGAUACUGCUGACUUGAUUGCCAAGAAGUGCUUCUGCCCCGAGGUUAUUGUGGUACCCGAGCUGAAGGAGAGGCAUGUAGGAAGCAUACAAGGGUUGUUUUGGAAUGAAGGAAAAGAGAAGGAACCUGAAGCUUAUGAUGCAUUUUUCUCUCCCCAAAAUGAUCUUGAAAUUGCUGGAGGAGGGGAGAGCUUUAAUCAGCUCUGUGAUAGGUCUUUUGCCGCUCUUGAGAAAAUUGCAUCAAAACAUAAUGGAGAACGGGUGAUUGUGGUGACACAUGGAGGAGUGCUGAGAGCAAUUUACAUGCGAAUCACAGAGGAAUCGUCAUGUGGGAAACUCCUAAAUGCAUCUGUCAAUGUUGUUCAUGUCUCGGACAAGAAGUGGGAGGUGAAGUCAUGGAGUGAUGUUGCACAUCUUAGUGAUGUUGGAUUCCUCGAGCGUGGUUUCAAUGGAGACUCCAUCCACCUCUCUAAAUGA